GCCUGGAGGAGUAAAGAUGGCGGCGCGGGGUCCUCCGCCUUCAUUUCCCAGCUGAAGCCCUCCGAGGGAGGCGGUGGCGGCCACACAAGGCUACCAGCCUUCUGGUGGUGGUAGUUUUGGCAGCAGCUGCGGAGGCUAGAGCCAUGGCGGAGCUGGAGCACCUGGGAGGGAAGCGGGCAGAGUCGGCGCGAGCGCGGCGGGCUGAGCAGCUGCGGCGCUGGCGGGGCUCGCAGACAGAGCAGGAGCCCGUGGAGCGACAGGGCACGGGGCGGCAGCUGCAGACAAGACGCGGGAGCCCCAGGGUCCGCUUCGAGGACGGUGCGGUCUUUCUGGCUGCCUGCUCCAGCGGGGACACGGACGAGGUGAAAAAGCUUCUGGCAAGAGGUGCGGACAUCAACACGGUCAACGUGGACGGCUUGACAGCCCUGCACCAGGCCUGUAUUGAUGAAAAUUUGGACAUGGUGAAGUUUCUGGUGGAGAACAGAGCCAAUGUAAACCAGCAAGACAACGAGGGCUGGACACCUCUUCAUGCAGCAGCUUCGUGUGGUUAUCUCAACAUAGCAGAGUAUUUUAUUAGCCAUGGAGCCAGUGUGGGUAUUGUGAACAGCGAGGGUGAAGUUCCUUCUGACCUUGCAGAAGAGCCAGCCAUGAAAGACCUUCUUCUGGAACAAGUAAAGAAGCAAGGAGUUGACCUAGAGCAGUCAAGAAGGGAGGAAGAGCAACAGAUGCUUCAGGAUGCCCGCCAGUGGCUCAACAGUGGGAAAAUAGAAGAUGUGAGGCAGGCUCGCUCAGGGGCCACAGCCCUGCAUGUAGCUGCUGCCAAGGGUUACUCUGAAGUCCUCAGACUUUUAAUUCAGGCCGGCUAUGACCUCAAUGUUCAGGAUCAUGAUGGCUGGACUCCUCUUCAUGCUGCUGCACACUGGGGAGUGAAAGAGGCUUGUUCCAUCCUGGCAGAAGCACUCUGUGACAUGGAUAUCCGGAACAAACUGGGCCAGACACCAUUUGAUGUGGCUGAUGAAGGUCUUGUGGAGCACUUGGAGAUGCUUCAGAAGAAGCAAAAUGUGCUUCGAAGUGAAAAGGAGACACGGAAUAAGCUCAUUGAGUCAGACCUACAUAGCAAGUUUCAGAGUGGACUCUUCAAGAACAAAGAGAAGAUGCUUUAUGAGGAAGAGAACCCUAAGUCCCAAGAAACAGAGGAAGAAAACAAGAACUCCAGCAGCUCCAGUUCAGAGGAAGAGGAAGGUGAAGAUGAAGUUUCUGAAUCAGAAACUGAGAAGGAGGCAGAUAAAAAGCCAGAAGCUACUGUCAACCAUUCCAACUCUGAAAGCAAGAGUAGUAUCAUGGAGCAGAUCCCAGCCCCAGCUCAGAAUACCUUCUCUGCCUCUUCUACCAGGAGAUUGUCCAGUCUUUUCAACAAGACAGAAGAGCCCAAAGACGAAUCUCCUUCUUCAUGGAGACUGGGACUCAGGAAAACUGGCAGUCACAACAUGCUGAGUGAAGUGGCCAACUCCAGGGAAGCCUUUAGAGAUCGAGGUUCUUCCAUCUACCGUUCCUCAUCAAGCCCUCGGAUCUCAGCUUUGCUGGAUGACAAAGACAAGGAAAGGGAAAACAAAAACUAUUUUAGUACGUUGGCACCCCGGAGGCUCAGCAGCACAAGUGACAUUGAAGAAAAGGAGAACAGAGAGUCAGCUGUUAAUCUAGUGAGAAGUGGCUCCCACAGCAGGCAGCUGUGGAGGGAUGAAACGAAGGGAAAUGAAACCCCACGGACAAUUGCCCCUUCCACUUAUGUGUCCACUUACUUGAAAAGUGCUUCAUUUGGUAAAAGUAGUGACCCCACAAGUCCCUACAUUUCAGCCAAUCGCAAUUCAUCUCCUGCUACCUCACCCAUUACCAUUGGUUCAUCCACCUCUCGGGGCAGCCAGUGGCAACCUGCCUCUUGCCCUGCGCCAGUCAGUACAAACACUGCUGCAUCUGUACAGCAUGUCAGGACUCCUUACAAAUCCCAGGCUGAUUCAACCCCAGAGAAAACAACAGACGGUGUCUCUUCUAGUAGCCCUCUGUGUGUGAUCACCAAUCGCCCUGCACCAAGCACUGCCAAUGGGGUUCCAGCUGCUACAGUGUUCUCCUCCACUGGAACAGACUCCUCCGUGGAAGCCCGGGAGAAGAGGAGAUCUUAUCUGACUCCUGUACGGGAUGAGGAGGCAGAGUCUUUACGGAAAGCACGCUCCAGACAAGCUCGGCAGACGCGAAGGUCUACUCAAGGUGUUACCCUGACUGACCUUCAGGAAGCAGAGAAGACUUUCAGCAGGUCGAGGGCAGAGAAACAAGCUCAGGAGCAGCCUGGUGAGAAGCUUGAAGACCCAGGUGGGCUUGAAGGAAGCACCAAGAAGCAGGAGCCAUCAGCUGCCCCAACAAAGGAAGCUGGGGAGGACCAGCAACCUUGGGGCAGGAGUCUGGAGGAAGAGCCUAUCUAUCGUCGCUUAAGGUGUCCAACUCAACCAGACAAGCCCACAACACCAGAGUCUCCUUCUGCAUCAAGACCCUUUCUCUACACUAGUUCUCAUCUACUACGGACAAGUAGAGCUUCAGUCCCUGAUUCUGAGAAUUCAGAGACCACCAUAAACGCCACAGCUGCAAAGGAAAUGGACAAGAAUGAGAAAGAAGGAGACAAUUUGGAUGAUCAGUCCUCUAACACGCUGACUAUCCGAGAGAGGAGGCGACCUAAGGACCGGCGAAGAGGCACGGGUAUUAACUUCUGGACAAAUGAUGAGGAUGAGGAUGUCUCUGAAGAGGUCAAAGAAAAAUGGCAUGAAAGACUUUCUAGGUUGGAGUCAGGAGGCAGUAACCCAACCAGCAGCGAUUCUUACAGUGACCGCGCCUCAGCAAGAGCCCGUCGGGAGGCCCGAGAGGCUCGCCUAGCCAGCCUGACCAGCCGGGUAGAAGAGGACAGCAACAGGGAUUAUAAAAAACUCUACGAGAGCGCCCUGACCGAAAACCAAAAACUGAAAACAAAACUUCAGGAGGCCCAGCUAGAGCUAGCUGAUAUAAAAUCCAAGCUUGAGAAGAUGGCCCAGCAGAAACAAGAGAAGACCUCUGACCGGUCGUCGGUGCUCGAGAUGGAGAAAAGGGAGAGGCGAGCAUUGGAACGUAAAAUGUCAGAAAUGGAAGAAGAGAUGAAGGUGUUAACAGAACUGAAAUCCGACAAUCAGAGGCUGAAAGAUGAAAACGGUGCCCUCAUCAGAGUCAUCAGCAAACUGUCCAAAUAGAUGAGGUCAGAUCUGGAGGCAGGGACAGCAUUUGCUGCGCGCCCUUUGUUUCCAGCUAUGGAUGUUUCAGAAGAAGGGCACCUCCUUCUGCUCUCCUCAGUCACCUCUGCACUGUACAUUUUCUCUGCACUCUCAAUGUCCCGUUGCUCCCGCACUGCUAUCCAAGUUUUAUGACAGUUUUAACUGAAGCAUGAUUGUGACCAUUUCAAGCAAUCUGGAGAAAGCUUUGUGGGGUACACCAAGCUCAGGUGUGGACCCCCAACUUUCUGCUGCUUUGUCCACAUUGGUUUCAGUAUAGAUAUGUAAGGCUUUGACCUGUAAGGCCUUUACACUGACCCACUGUCCUUUGAUAUAGGUGAGUCUUGCGGUGGCCCCUCUGGGAUCUUCUCUGGGGUGCCAGGAGAAAGGGCAGAAUGUGGAAUUACUCUGUGGGCUGCCUCUGGAGCUGUUGCGGAGAGUCCAAGGUGAUUGUGACUCUGUUAUUCACCUCUCAGGGACUGACUUGUUUUUACUUUUCUAUCAAUAACCUAGAACUUUCCUGACUAGUCUUAACCCAUUUCUCCCCUUCUACAAGGCUUAGAUUCUCUAGGUCCUUUUCUUUCUGUCCUUUUAUUUCUCCUCCUAGCCUGAUGGCAUAAAAGCUGAAACAGAGCUCCUGACCUCAGUUGUUUUGGGCCAUUAUGGGAAAUCAUCACUCUGUUGCCUUGGUACCCUGACCCCUGUCUCGACAGAGCUAGAGGAUGGCUUAUGGGUCAGCCCAUUGUUCACAUCUCCCACUUGUCUGCUUCAAAGUGACUUUCUGGACUCUUCAAGGCAGACAUAGUAGUAUACACCUGCUACCCCAGCACUCGGGGAGCUGAGGAGGGGGACUGGGUUCUAAAUACGUCCGUUUGCCUUCUUCCUCGGGCUGCGUUGUCCUUUCUACCUGUGCACCUGCUCCUAAUGAGGAAGGAAGUCGUUGCAAGGAGACCUGGGGGAGAGUCGGGGACGGAAGCAGGCUCAGGACAGGAAGAGAGCGCGUGAGGACACUUGGGACACAGAGCUUAUACUGUGAGAACGGUGGUAACUUUCUUUCUAGUAGUCACAUUCAGGGGAGAGAUACUGCCCUUCUUAGAAGCCAACAGGAGAAAUGACUGCUGGGGUAGGAACUGAAGAGGAUGAAGUGCAUCCAGCCCAUAAUAAAACUCAUGGGCUCCUAAGAGUGGCAAGGCUCAUGCAUCAUCUGGCCCAGCUUCCCUGUGUCACAGGGACCCCUCUCUGCCGCCAUAGCUCUGGCCUAUGGUCAGCCUUUGGUAACUAUGCAUUUGACUUGACACUUGGGCACCUCUAGUAAGCAGAGUUUUUACUAAGAGCAGCUGAGCUCUGCUCUCUCUGCCUGCCCAGCACAUUAAAUGUGAUGGGUGGUGGUCUCUUUCUGUAGUCUCCUCAGUCCCUCUUCAGACGUCAUGGUUUUAACACCUGUCACAUCUUGACUGCCAUCCUCUAGAGUUUAGACAAAGGCAGCCCUUUAGAUGAUCGUGUCUCCGCCUUUACAGACUAUUCCGUGAUUCCGGCACAUAGUUAAAGUGCUAGUUCUCAUCGGUGAGCCAGUGUCGGUGGGGAUAAUGCUGGAUUCCUGUAGGCAUUUUGUCCUUUGGGUCACACUAAAGAACAGGUCCUUUAAAGCCUCAUUAUUUGGGGGUUGCCAGUGAUGUGGACCAUUCUAGUACUACCUCUGUUAUUUUUCUUUCAUGAGGGUGCCACUGUCAUCCUUUUCUGUGGCCCUUGCAGACUUCGUGUGCUCUUAAACAGAAGCUGUAAUUCAGGAUCCCAGUUGCAGAAUAGGACCAUGCUCACUCUGAUACACUUUGAGCACAUACAAGAUUCUGUUUUCCAUUUCAGCCCACUCUUCUGAGGAGUCUGUUGGGCCACUCUGUCAUGGAGCACUGAGCCCAGGUCUUAGGGAAGACUGAACCACAGUGAGAGGGACUUGUCUUCACCUAUAGGAAUCAUUCUCAUCUUGCUGGGAAAUGUCAACAACAUGCCAGACAACUGAUUCUCCUAGAAUGGCUAGGACAUUGGGAAAGAGGGCAUUGCUGCCUUGUCUUAGGAAAAGAAAAUGGAUGUUGGGAAACCAUUUUGAGCCUCCUCCAUUCAUAGAUCAGGUAAAGGUGUUGCAGAGUUCUCUGCCUUUGGACCUUUUGAAGUGCGGGGGCAGGUUCUCAGAACUCCUCACAAAUUGCCAUUAAUACCUGCUGCUUUUCAUGGCCUUCCUUCCAUGUUAAGAUGCCACCUCUUGGCAGGAAGGUUUCCUUGUGACAAGUUAUUUAUAAGCUUUUCAGUCUCAGGAGUACUGGACUCUGUGGCCAAGAACAUAUCAUAGUACAAAUGAUCCUAGGUAAUUUCAGGCACUUCCUAUUGGGCCACCAAUUUUAUUAGACAAGAAAACAUUGUGAAUUUAAUCUCUUCCAGAAAAGAAAAGAGAACUCCGUUUCUUUAAAGUGAUAUUGAUUGAAAGCCCCCAUGAAAGACAUUGGCCUUCUGAUAGCCAACUGGACUCUCGGUGCUGGUCUCCUUUUCCUUUGUUGCUUGGCCAGUUACACACUCUAGGUCUCCCCAAUGGCCACCAGCCUCACCUGCUGGCUUCUUGUGAGUAAUCUCACAGCUGGAUCUUAGUGACCGAACACCACUGCAAGCAGGUGGCCCUGCAGAACUCAGCCUGUCACAAACCGGUCUUCAUGAGAAAUUCAGAUGGGGACAAGAAUGUUCUAAUUCAUUUGACAGCUUUGGGAGUAAUGACUGGGCCAGUCAGGUUCUGGGUUUUCUUUCCUGUGACUUUCAGGGGCGUCUGAGCCUUUCUAGGCAGCACCUGAAGUACUCCCUCUCACUUCCAUCCCUGUCUCUAGGGGAAGGGUCUUGCCUCGAAAGAACCAGAAGGACAGCUCUAUCUUGGGCCCACUCGGGUCACAGAAUUCCUAGAACUUCCUUGUGUGUCCAGCAGUGGGGCAUGUUCUCACCCCACUCUCCCUGCUUCUUUCCCAGUCCUCAGCCCUCUAGACGUAAGCAUUGUUCCAUGAGGCGGCUUCCACUCAGGGAGGACAGGAUGGAGGCUGUGGGCCCUAUAAAAAGAGUAUAUAAACCAGAGAUGAAAGGAGGAACUCUCCAAGCUAUGCCCUUGCUGGGACUCUGGUUUCUGUCCCAACCCAGUGCAAAGUACUGACAUGCUGGCACUUGGGAGGAGUAGGUCUCUGUGACCAGAACCCUGGGGCCAGGAGGACUGCAGAAAACAUGUGAGCCUUGAGAUAGAAGCCUAGGGGCAGCUAGACCAGCAGGGUGGUUGGGGACUGCUUCCCCCAGCAGCUGAGCUACAGUGCCCACUGCAGUCUCCCCUCCCCUGAGGCUGGGAUACAGGAGCUCUGCUGUCCUCGCUCAGGACCGCAAGGCUCUAAUCCACGGUCACAUGCCUUUUCAGAAGUGGCCUGCCCAGAUCCAUGCCUAAUUAUAGCUACAUCUUGGUUGCCAAUCUGUUCUGAAGGUAAGUGCAAACCCUCAAACAAUAUGGUUCCCCUCACCCUGGAAGUGAGGUGGCUUUGAGGGCAGGAUAAGGUGCACAUAGUUAAGCCACAGGGAGUCCAGGGAGUCCAGGGCCAACUAUAGAGCUGUAACCCUUGGGCAAGAUAAUCUUUUAAGGUCCCAUUGUGCUUAAAAUUCUGUGAUUUGUUCAUUUCUAGAAAAAUGAGAACAUUUUUGACACUUAAAUUUCUGCUUCUUUUCAAAUUUUCAAAAUCAGUCUUGUUUUCUUCCCAAAUUCAAGCUGUUUAAGAUCAGGGUGUCAAGGCUGACUCCUCCUCUUUAGAAAGUGAUUUUAACAUUGAGAGCAAUUGAAUAGUGUAAUGAUCGCUCUCCCUCCUGGUGGCUAAGUAAAACAUAUUCCCAACCGGAAGAGAUGGAGCUUGGAACUGGUAGGGGAUGGGUAGAGCAGUGUGUCACUAGGAAACCAGCUGCUGGUGGUAGGUUUGCUCAGCCACUUCUCCCAGAUGUGAUCAGCAGUUUCCCAGUAUCCAAGCAGCAGACUUAACUACAAUUCUGCUUGGCACCAGCUCGUUCCUAGUCUUGAACUCUGCCUUGAGCAGCAAGAGUGCUCUGUAGUGAAGACCUCAGCCACUUCAGCUGAGCUCUGCCUUGGAGCACUAAGCUCUCAGAAGGCGGUGCUCUGGUGUUACUCAAGUGGUCUUUCAAGACCUGCUUCUGUAGGUGUUUACAGACCCCACAAACAGCCUAGCAUAGAAUGGUGUCCAGCUCUGGCCAGACUCCUACAGUCGGGGCUCGGAUGUGAGGAAAGAGCCAAACCCUGGAAGUGGAGGCCUGCAUGCUAUAAUGGGUAAAGGCAGAGCAAGGUCUGUGCAUGUGGAACACGAUUGCGAUGCAAGCAUUGGGAGAAAGGAAGCCAGAUUUCCUCACCUGGAAGUGCGUUCUGUCUCGUUGAGCUCAUCCCUCAGCUCCAGCUGAGGCUGAGUGGAGAUUUUAAUCAGCCUUCCUAAUGGGUAUUGACACUGCUCAGAGCAGUAGACUCUGUCAGGGACAACUAUUGAUUGCUUGUGUUCUGAUUAGAUUGAAAAAAAUAGAUCAACUUCAUUAUAGCCCAGGAGCUGUCAUUGUCACAGCUACAAAGGAAUGAAGUAAGUGGUCUCUGAGGGCUGAGGAGAAACAACCGGACUCCCAACAAACCAGAGGGCAGCUGAAAGUUGUGUCUAUGGCUCCUUGAGAGUGGUAGUUAAGGGUCUCAGUUGUUCCGUGGUGUGCCUUGCCACCCAACCCAGUGCUUGGAUGUCCACUGGCUAGAUGGUGGAGGAAGGAACUUCUAAAGCCCAUGGCACUGAAGUAUGUUCUGGCUUACCUCAGAAGAUUUGGCAGUGUGAGGGUCUCUUCAGCCUGGGAAUGAACGAAAACACACACACACACACACACACACACACACACACACGACAGGCUGGAACUUUCAAAGAGAGGUCUGGCAUUUUCUUAAUUAGAAAUGAGAACUCAGAAACUAAUUUUAUCCAAGUAUAGCUGUCUCUUUUGCUCUUCCUACACCAGCUUCCCAAAGGACUUCUCUCUCCCACGCAUCUGCUUGUUUCCCAGCUUGGGAAUCUGCCAGAAUGACAUUUUGUUAUUUUGCUUCUAAAUUUUCCCCUAAUGCUUCCAAUAAAAAUUAACUUGGGUGGCCCUUAAGGUGCCAUCAAGAUGCUAGGUCCUUCCAAAUAAGUAUCCCCUUCCCCCUCCUCUCCUCCAUACUCCUUAGGCCUUGCUUCUACACUGGGACUUGAUGGUGUCUGAGGGAAGAGGUUUCCCAUUAAUCAGCCAAGAGUCCUGGAGGAUUUUCAAACACCAACAGCAUGUCAUUUCCCCCACCCACCCAGGGCCAGCCCCUAAUCCACUUUUUCAAAGCCCUUCAGAGACAAGGUUUGGCUUAUAGGUCUAGAUAAUUCCUCUGUCACAGGGCUGUGUCCGAGACAUCAUUUCCUGGGGAUGUGACUGAUCCCCACAUAAGGCACAAGUGUCUGCCCAGCACAGGCUGAACUAGUUUGUCUGUGCAGUAGGUGACAGUCACUCAGCCACGCAGGAGAGGUGAUGAAGAAAAGGCUGGACCAUGAGGAGUCAUAAGCUCUUAGGCAUGGUCUCAAACCCAGAGCUAGAGAUGAGAGCAGGAUCCUGAACAAGGGACACUUGGGGCCAGCACCAGCCCGAUUCUCUCCCAAGGGCGUGUCUGUGCUGUUCUCAGCUUCUCCUAGGAUGGGAAAGACUAGUGCAAAGCAGCUGUAGCUAAGGACACCAGAGGUGGCUCCAGAAGAAAACUCUGAGAAUGCAUCCAUCCACCAUGCACACAGAACCUACCAGCCACCACCCCUCGAGCCCAGCAGAUCGGGCCUCCUCUGGCCUGGCCUUCAAGAACAGCUGUGACUUCCCUGAAGAGGGGUGGCGUGGCCUACUGAGGCAGUGGUGGUCCACAGCUCAGCUUUGGCUUCACGGUUUUCCUCUGUUCUUGUCUCCUUUGCCCCCCACUCCUGAUCACCGCUUGAGCGCCUUUUUUUUUUUUUUCUUAAUUUCCUCUCUCCACCCUUCACCCACACUUAGUGCACCAAAUAGAGCUGUUUUCUAGCUGAGUUGUGUGGAUUAACUUCAGUCAACUGUAAAUACACCUGGAGGAGGCUCCUGAGGGAGGGGAAGCCAGACUGGCUUUGUGAACUGAAUGUAUUUUUAUGCAACUUUGAGUGACCUUCCAACCCUGAGAUGGAUGGACUUGUUUUACUGGUUGUUAGUAUGUGGUAUUAAGUAUUCUGUGUUUGAAAGUUUGGGAAUAAUAUUCACAUCUGUAUGAUGCCUGUAAACACAACAGUAUUUAUAAACGAGCAAAUAAAACUGUUUUAACUUUG
Molecule: messenger RNA, 9676 nt
Organism: Cricetulus griseus (Chinese hamster)
Lineage: Eukaryota; Metazoa; Chordata; Mammalia; Rodentia; Cricetidae
Source: RefSeq, a predicted model, not a curated record